Messenger RNA from Bombyx mori (domestic silkworm), 3567 nucleotides. Its product is annotated as proton-coupled amino acid transporter-like protein pathetic. The coding region runs from base 552 to 2081 and encodes 509 amino acids. Gene Ontology annotation, molecular function: L-amino acid transmembrane transporter activity. Gene Ontology annotation, biological process: amino acid transmembrane transport. NCBI's taxonomy places the organism in Eukaryota, Metazoa, Arthropoda, Insecta, Lepidoptera, Bombycidae. The record is from RefSeq and is a predicted model, not a curated record. The transcript is spliced from 7 exons.
AUCUGUGGGCAAAGAAAAUAUUAGAAAAUAUUAGCAGGAAAUUGGCAAACACAAAAUACAGAUCGUGUGGUAAAUAACUGGUGGUCCAGAUAGAGACUUGUGAUUAAAACUCUACGAUAACAAAUAAAAUUACGGCUAGUCGUUAUUGGGUGGAUUGGAGGCCGUUUCAGUCUGCUGAUUUGAGAGUUACGUGAAGUGGUAACGUCACAUCACCUCCGCUUCAGCGUCGCUCGGCUGUAGCUCGGCCGCCUGUGGCUGGCGACUGGUGAGCCAGCCCCGCGCCGAACUCUAUUCGCUCCCUUCGAAGCGCUCGGACGUGCCCACUCUCAUUAUCAACUUGACCGCAACACCGGCACGACGUACACUUGCUGGCGCGUUCGCUUAUUUAUAAUUUCAAACUUUACAACAAAGUUAACUCCGAAACAUCGAAAAGUGAUAUUUUCGAAUAAUAAAAUCAACGAAAACAAUCAAAACGGAGCGACAAACGAGAUUUUCAUUUUGCGAAAACUUUAUCGCAAAUUUAAACGAGGCGAAGAGAAAAAGAGGCAAAAAUGUCGAAAAAACACCUUCACAAUCAGGCGGCGAUACCGUUAGCACCGGCGGUCUUUAAGAAGCCCCAACUGCGGCCCAUGAUAGCCGAAUAUGAUUCCAAGAAAAAAGGAGUCAGAAAUGAUUUAUCCGAUGUUGUUAUGAUCAAAUACAAUGUUGACCCAAGUGAGAUCCCAGUGGAACAACAGGCGGGCUCGACCCUACCUCUUAUGGAGAUCCCGGGAAAGGAUGUCGAGGCAGACGAGGACUAUAAUCCCUUCGAACACCGAAAACUUGCUCACCCUACCUCUGACAUGGAUACUUUAAUUCACUUGCUGAAAGGUUCACUGGGCAGUGGUAUUCUUGCCAUGCCAAUAGCAUUCAAAAAUGCUGGUCUUUUCUUCGGUCUGUUCGCGACUUUUGCCAUCGGAGCUAUCUGCACCUACUGCGUACAUGUCCUGGUGAAAACUGCUCAUGAGCUAUGCAGACGCAUGCAAAAGCCUUCAUUAGGUUUCGCCGAAACAGCUGAAGCUGCUUUCUUAUCUGGGCCGCCAUCAAUGCAUAAAUUUUCCAGACUCGCCAAAGCAAUGGUUAACUGGUUCUUGGUAUUAGAUUUGCUGGGCUGUUGCUGCGUCUACAUCGUAUUCGUUUCCAAAAAUGUAAGCCAAGUAGUUGACUACUACGCCGAAGGAACUUCAUUCCACAAUCUGCAUAUCCGAGUCUACAUGGCUGCUCUUUUGCCAUUCCUCAUCAUGAUGAAUCUUAUUCGGAACUUGAAGUACUUAGCGCCUUUUUCUAUGAUUGCGAAUGUAUUGGUUGGAACUGGAAUGGGAAUCACCUUCUACUAUCUAUUCCAAGAUAUCCCUAGUGUGAGUGAAAGGGAUUCCUUUGCUGAGAUCUCAACCUUACCAAUAUUCUUCGGUACCGCUAUCUUUGCCUUGGAGGGAAUCGGCGUGGUGAUGCCCUUGGAAAACAACAUGAAGACUCCUACUCACUUCAUUGGAUGCCCCGGAGUAUUGAACACUGGAAUGUUUUUCGUCGUAACUCUCUACGCGUUCACAGGAUUCUUUGGUUAUCUGAAGUACGGAGAUGAGACCAAAGGCAGUAUUACCUUGAACUUACCGGAAUCCGAGAAGCUGGGUCAAUGUGUGAAACUUAUGAUUGCCACGGCCAUAUUCUUCACGUACAGUCUACAGUUCUACGUCCCAAUGGAAAUCAUUUGGAACAACGUCCGUCACUGGUUUGGAGCUAAGAAGAAUCUUGCCGAAUACAGCAUCAGGAUCGCUUUGAUUGUGAUGACGGUUUGCAUCGCUAUAGCUAUUCCGGAUCUUGGACCAUUCAUUUCUUUAGUCGGGGCUGUCUGCUUAUCAUUCCUCGGAUUGAUCUUCCCUGCUAUUAUGGAAACUGUUACCUUCUGGGACCGACCGAACGGCUUGGGACGUUUCAAUUGGGUUCUCUGGAAAAACGUAUUCAUGAUCUCCUUCGGUAUUCUCGGGUUCUUGACAGGUUCAUAUGUCAGCAUCGUUGAAAUUAUUGAAGGAUCUAGUAAUUAAAUAAGCCAUGAUAUAACAAUUUCAUAGACUAUAAGGCUCAACGGUAAACUUUUGUAAGGCACCUACGUAAUUAGUAGGGUUUUCUACUAUUUUGCUUACAUGCCCAUACCGAUUACUUUAAAACACAAUUUGAUAUGAAUAUUUCCUGAAGAUUUUUGAAAUGCUCAAAAUAUUUUGAAGUUGUUUUGAAUGUAUUAUGAGCAGUUAUCGUGGAACACUGAUUGUAUUUUGUUACUGAUUUAUUUAGCCCCAAAAACUUUGCAGCCAUUCUUAGAUGUAGAAACAUAUAAAUAAAUAUGUAAUCUUAUAGAUGUGUGAGAAUUUUUCUAGUGCAUUAACGAAAUGUGAUACGACUUUAGGUUAAUGGGAAUCAGUAUGAAAUACACAAAAAAUGGAAACGCAUAAUUAUAAAGAUUUAAAACAUUUAAAAAAUAAAUCAUGUAGGUAAAACAGUAGUAUGAUAACAGUACAUUAUUGUGAAAAUUGAGAAGUGGGUUACUGUUUUUGAGGUUUAAUUUUAGAUUCGUAAACAUUACGGCAUUUCCAUUACCAAAUAUAUCUAUUUGCUUAAGUAGUAUAAAUAGACUUGUCAUAUCAAGCUUGUUUGAGAAAAUUUGAUCUAAAGCAUUUAACUUGUAGGUAUAUUUAUUUCCUCUCGUUUAAAAUGCACGAAUCAUGCAAAAAACUGUGAGGAAAAGAAGAUAAAGAAACUCAACUAUUUACAUUGAUUUUUAAUUAGUUAAAAUAUAUAUGUUAGUGACAUAUGUACGUUGUAUAAAGACUGGCUUGUAUUUUUACAAUCACACGAACAAUGACGUAAAUUUUUGUCUCAAAAAUUACUUAAUUUUUACAAAAAGAGAAAACGAGGUAACGUUUGAUUCUAGAGAAAACUAAGAAAUAACAUCCAAGCCGUAUGAGUUAUUAAUAAAUCAAGAAUGUUCCUUAAAUCAUUAUUUUAUAUGAUAAUACAAUGCUAUGAUUUAGAUCGUUUGAAAUGAUGAGUGAUUUGUAUUAAUAUUAUAAAACAGAGUGAUUGGUCUCACAAGGCCCUUUUGCCUGGAUCGAAGAGUCGAUCACUCUUUAUUAGGCUAAAUUAUGAUUUUCGAAAUUAGACAACUUGUCAGAGAAAACUCUCACAAGUAAAACAAUAAUUUUAGUAUAGGUCCCAAGCAUGGGUGUAAUAGUGAUCUUUCGUUCAGUAAUGAACUAAAAUUAUGAUUAUUGUUUUUAAACGUACAGCUUAACAAACCACUAUUGAAAUAUAUUUUCUCAUACCUCCACUAUGAAAAUGUGAAUUUUAGAAAAUUUUAAAUGAAGUUUUUAAAUGUACUACUCGUAGGUACUAAGGUAUGCGCAAGUAGUACCUAUAGAUCUUUCUAUUGCGCACACUCUCAGUCAAAAUAGUUUUCUAUAGUUUAGCAUUGUCUGUCUUAAAAUAGUGGUUGUUUUGUUACAGUAUUAAUUAAAUGAAUAGAAUUUAAGGACA